GCUAUCAGGUCAUUAGGAAGGGACCAAAAAGGCCUCACUUGUCCAGGCUGUGGUUUCCCUCUUGAGUCCAUCCCCCGAGGCUAAGGUUGUAAAUACGUGGUGGGGGAGGUUAGAGUCUUGUGUGUAGCCUGAAGAGUUUGGACAUAUCGAUUUAAGUAGAAAAGGGGGGACCCAGGUCAAGAAAUUCCCUCAGAAUGUGAAAAUCCAGAUCAUGUUGUACAAAUAAAAGUUGUGUGCACAGAUAUAGAAAACAACCUUAUCUAGAGGGAAACACGUUGAGGGUGGGGGAUAAAUUAGAAAUAUGGGAUUAGCAAAAAAGAUAAGGUUGCUAGGUGAGAAACAGCUUGAGACAAAUUCUUAAUUGAAGAGAUUGUUCCUCAAAUAGUAGGGGUAUCCCAGAGAGACCUGCAUUGUUCCUUCCAUAUGUGCUUUCAGAUGCUAGGCACAUAGGGCUGAAUAAUGCAGACAAGUUCUCCUUUCUCAUGGAGGGUACUUUUACCAAAAACAAGAGCCAGUGACCUUUGAGGACGUGGCUGUGUACUUCACCCAGAACCAAUGGGCCAGCCUGGACUCUGCGCAGAGGGCCCUGUACAGGGAGGUGAUGCUGGAGAAUUAUGCAAACGUGGCUUCCCUGGUAGUGUCUCCAUUCCCCAGACCCGAUCUGAUCUCCCAGCUGGAGAGAGGGGAAGCUCCAUGGGACCCCAAUCCCUGGGAAGCAGAGGAUUUGAGAGGCACCUGUCCAGGUGGUGAGAGGGGCAUCAAGACAGAAGAGCCGGCGGUCGAGCAGCAAGCCUCUGAGGGCACAGAGGCCCACGGCAGGCCCGUGGGAGGGCUUCUCACGAACGUGUCUCAGCACUUGGAUUUUGAAAGCAAGGCAGUGUGGCAGACUUUCAGUCUGAAUCCCAAUCUGAUACUCCGAGGCGGCAUGAAGUUCUACAAAUGUAAAGAAUGUGGGAAGAUCUUCCAAUACAACUCAAAGUUCCUUCGGCAUCAGAGGAGCCACACUGGGGAAAAGCCCUUCAAGUGCAAGGAGUGUGGCAAAGCUUUCAAGUCCAGCUACGACUGUAUCGUACACGAGAAAAAUCACGUUGGUCAAGGACCCUAUGAAUGUAAGGAGUGUGGCAAAGGUCUGAGUUCCAACACCGCCUUGACCCAGCACCAGAGGAUCCACACGGGGGAGAAGCCCUACACUUGUACGGAGUGUGGCAAGGCUUUCCGUCGGAGCGCCGCCUACCUGCAGCACCAGAGGCUCCACACAGGGGAGAAGCUCUAUAAAUGUAAGGAGUGUUGGAAAGGCUUUGGGUGUAGGUCACUUUUUAUCGUCCACCAACGCGUCCACACCGGGGAGAAACCCUACCAGUGUAAGGAGUGUGGGAAGGCGUUCAGCCAGAAGAUCGCCUGCAUUCAGCAUCAGAGAGUUCACACCGGAGAGAAGCCCUAUGAGUGUAAGGUGUGUGGGAAAGCCUUCAAGUGGUACAGCAGCUUUGUUCAGCAUCAGAAAGUGCACCCCGUGGAGAAGAAGCCCAUCAAGGCUCUCGGGCCGCCCCUGCUGCGUCCCCAGGGCCCCUCUGCACCCUCAGCUCCCGGGCGUCUCCAGGGCCCGGGCUCUGCUCCUGCUGUGGUCAUGGCCUUGCCACACGCCAUCCUCACUCCUGCCUCCGGGCCCGUGUUCAUGCUGCUGCCCGCCGCUGGGGUUCUUUCAUCCCCUGUCCAAGUAGUUCGUGUCUUCCAGGGUCUUCCUCCCGCUGUGAAGCCUUCCCCAGUUAUUCUGACCCCUGCUCCUCACCCCCCGUGACCUCUGUCUUGGCACUUCUCUGGCUGUUACAGCAGAUCUCUAACCUAUCUUCAGCUGGAUCUGUAGCUUUUACACUGUACCUGUGUUCCUACUAUUUCAGCAUAAACUCCAUUAUAAUUGAGAUAUAUUUAAAGACUGUGUUUAUAUAAUGUAUUCUCUUUUCUUCUGGGUAGAUAAUGGAAACACUUGACUUUCAUAUUGGUCCCUUUCAGACUUGAACAGUAAUGGCCAUAUCUGUAUCCUGGGGCUGCUGGUUUGGGAAGUGCUGGUAGAACGCUGUGGUGAAUUAGGCACUUUGAGAUAGGACACCCCAUAUAAGCCCCCUGUGAUGUGUGAGAAGCUGCCUGUGAGAAACAGGCAUGUAAGAUCUGUCAGAGUUUAGAAGUGGCAUCAGCUUCCAACCAGGGCCUUUAAAAAUAAAUGCAGGUGGUUCAGUGGCUGAAGGUGUGGUGUAUUCAUGCAGGUGAAGUUGGGUUGUCCUAGACACAGACUGUUGAGACUCUUGUAUGUCUCUGCUAAAAAUCAUAUGAAAUAACCAGUUAGAAAACAUAUAUGUGGCUUCCCUGGUGGCUCAGUGGUAAGGAAUCCCCCUGCCAAUGCAGGAGACAGGGGUUUGAUCCCCGGGCCGGGAAGACUCCCACAUGCCGCGGGGCAAGUAAGCCCAUGCGUCACAACUCCU
Messenger RNA from Cervus elaphus (red deer), 2474 nucleotides. Its product is annotated as zinc finger protein 621-like. Gene Ontology annotation, biological process: regulation of transcription by RNA polymerase II; central nervous system development. The transcript is spliced from 4 exons. Gene Ontology annotation, molecular function: RNA polymerase II cis-regulatory region sequence-specific DNA binding; DNA-binding transcription factor activity, RNA polymerase II-specific. Gene Ontology annotation, cellular component: nucleus. Bases 602 to 1795 code for a protein of 397 amino acids. NCBI's taxonomy places the organism in Eukaryota, Metazoa, Chordata, Mammalia, Artiodactyla, Cervidae. The record is from RefSeq and is a predicted model, not a curated record.